Messenger RNA from Colletotrichum gloeosporioides, 399 nucleotides. RefSeq lists its product as uncharacterized. The record is from RefSeq and is a predicted model, not a curated record. The coding region runs from base 1 to 399 and encodes 132 amino acids. The transcript has 2 exons. Lineage: Eukaryota; Fungi; Ascomycota; Sordariomycetes; Glomerellales; Glomerellaceae.
AUGACUGUUCACCAUGUCAGUCUUGCAGCUGGACGAUCUAGUUUCCAGGCCAUGCGGUCGUUUUACAUCAAGGCUCUUGCCCCUUUAGGGUACGCGGUGUCCUACGAAGACAGCAAUCUCGUUGGGUUCACGGGGAGUGAUGGUGUGUCUGACUUCGGCAUUCACGCUAUUACAGAAGUCUCUCCAGGGUCCAAUGAGGCAUCCAGUAGAACGCACAUAGCGUUUCAGGGAAACAGCGCUGAGAUGAUCAACAAAUGGUACCAGGCAGCCAUACAGGCUGGCGGUGUAUGCAACGGAAAACCUGGAGAACGCACUGAUUAUGGAAAAGAAUAUUAUGCUGCAUUCAUUCUCGACCCUCUAGGGAACAACAUAGAGGCUGUACAUUGGAAUGCGUCAUGA